GGGCGGGGUUAGAACAUUUGAAGUUUAGGUCUGGCUUGCAGCAGCGCUAGAGCAACAGGGAGAGGAGCGCCGUGCGGCUCCAGAUCUGACUGUCCGCUCCACCUCAGUCAGUCAGGGCGCGUUCACACAGCAUGUCCUUCAUUCUAGCAAAGAAAAAACGGUUCAAGUUUAAAAUUGACUUUGAUUUGGACGAAUUGUCGUCGGUCCCGUUUGUCAAUGGAGUUAUAUUUUGCAAAGUAAGACUUUUAGAUGGAGGCUUUGCUGAAGAGUCGUCUCGGCAACCUGUCCACGCCAAUUGUGUGCGCUGGAAGAAAAAGUUUUCUUUCUUGUGUAAAAUAAGCGCCAACGCUGGAACGGGGGUGCUGGACCCCUGUAUGUGCCGAGUAUCCGUUCGCAAGGAGAAGAAGGGUGGAAAAACUUUUGCAAAGAUGGGCUUUGCAGACCUAAACCUGUCAGAGUUUGCUGGAUCUGGCACCACGGUUCGGCGAUGUCUCCUCGAGGGCUAUGACACAAAAAACACCAGACAGGAUAACUCAAUUCUCAAGGUCAUCAUCACAACACAGCUUAUGUCUGGAGAUCCCUGCUUUAAAGCUCCACCAUCUAAAGCCAUGACUCUGGGAAUCCCACAGUCGGAGGCAGAGUUUCUCCUUGAGGAGACGAAAGGAGGAGUCAUUCAGAUAUCCCAUUCUGUUCCUGGAACACCAGGAAAGUCUGCAUCUGUCCCAGAAGAGCUUAUUACAAACGGUUACCCUAGAACACCCAGCUAUGCAAGUCAGCUGUCCAAAGUAUCAGGUUAUAGCUCUAAUAGAUCAAGUUCAACAGAUCUGAGUCAUCGACGAAGCGGUUCUGGAGGUUCUGCUUCUACGGGCAUUGGUAGCAUUGAGCCUGCCGAUCAGCAGGGGGAGGGCAGAGAGAAGGAGCGAAGGCCCACACCCCCACGCUCGGUUGGUCAGCAUCAAACCUGUGAAAAGCACCCAAACUCAGCCAAAACACCCAGGCGUAUAGUGAAGCAGGACUCGAUGGAGAAUCAGCUCCGGAGGGUGGAUGCCACAAGGAUUGACGCAGAUGACAUAAUCGAUAAAAUCCUGCAGGGCCAGGAUUUCAGCCACGGCUUCUUGGAUUCCAGCGCAGAGGAGGAGGGGCUCAGCUUGUUUGUUGGUCCUGGUGGAAGCACAGCUCUGGGAAGUCAGCACACGAGGGUUGCAACAGGAGCUUUUGAGCAGGUGGUGAUGAAGCGAUAGGUUUUAGGAAAAACUGACACCAAAGACCUGAAAUUUGCUUAAAGAAGGGGCCAAAAAGAUUCAGCGGUGGAUAUGCCCCCAAAACUCCACUCCUUUUUAAUUCAAGGAGAUAUUUUUCUUUUACGCAAUACCUCCUCAUAUGACCCUCAGCAUAUGUUGACCGUGACACCCCCCUUGUGGUCAGAAACUUGAAUGAAGCUUGUUACAGACUCAUGUUCAAACUCUCUUUAUUUGAACUCGGCUCAUGCAUUAAGCCACUGGAUUCAUUGCACUCAAUGAAGUUUUUCUCAUUUUUAAGUAUUCAAAUGUAUCUCAAGUCUGUAUAUUCACGGUGAUAUGAUUUUCUUUCACUGUAUGUUAUAAGCUAUGUUUUAUGUUCUGAAGAAAAUGUAACUAGUUAGAAUGUUUUUGUUUUUUUUUCUGCUGAAAGACAAUGUUGUAAGUGUCAAAAAUAAUUUAAAGAUGUCUUUUUUUUAAUGCAGACUGUUUUUUUUUUCUUUAGAACGGUUGACUUUCUAACUCGGUUUAAAAAAGAAGGUUAAUCAAUAUUAAAGCCAUCUUUAGACAGAAAAUCAAUAUUAAAUGAUAAAAUGAACAUUUCAGACAAAAUAUACAUUUAGUCAUUUUUUUUAAUAAAAUAAUUUAUCGUUUUAAUUAAAAAGUUUCCCUCUUUUUCAUCACUAGUUGCAUAAAAGUAUUUUUCAUUGGCAAAAAAAUGUUUUUAUGAAUUAUUAUUUUAAUUAAUCAUAAAAUAAAUCAAAACUUAUAUAAUAAAAUCCCACUGGAUUUUGUUAGUGAUACCCAGCCUUUAUCCUGCCGAAAUGUUUAAUAAAUAUUUCUAGACAAUAAAAAAAGACUCAGUAAUGGGGAGGAUUUUAAACACUGUUGUAUGUAAGCUCAUUCCAAAUAUAUAUUUUAUGAUCCCCUGUUGUUACUGUUGUAAUCUCGGUUUUUAUAAACAUGUGCCUCUUGCUGCUGA
Molecule: messenger RNA, 2220 nt
Organism: Oryzias melastigma (Indian medaka)
Lineage: Eukaryota; Metazoa; Chordata; Actinopteri; Beloniformes; Adrianichthyidae
Product: protein FAM102B
Exons: 11
Coding region: 132-1241 (369 amino acids)
Source: RefSeq, a predicted model, not a curated record